AUGGCGGCUAAGUUUGGAGAAUCAUUUGGCCCAAGAUAUAACAGGCCAAUGUUUGUUCAAGCCCGUAUUGAAGGGAAAUUUAGUGAAAAUUACAUAAUGGGAUUUUUUCGUGAAUUGAAGUUCAUGAUUCGAUUGCGCUUCCCGAAUUUUGUUUUCCUGACUGAACUAAAAGUUAAAGCUACUUCUUUGACUUGCAAUUCGGAUCACCGUCCUCUGUGCCUGUUUUCCGGCAGUUUGGAAGAAAAAUUCAAAAGGUGCUUUAAGUUUGAGGAAGGCUGGACUAGGGAUGAAAGGAGCAAAUUGGUAGUUGAUUCUGCCUGGAAAUCUGUAAGUUAUCCUUGGGCUCUGGCCAGGGUCUUUAAGAAAAUUGGGGCUGCUCGAGUCGCUCUUAUGCAUUGGAAUAGAGCCCAAUUCGGUAAAAUCAAAACUUUAAUCAAAGAUCUGGAAAGGAGGCUCAACCUCAUUCGGAGUUUGUCGACGGGAUCUAGAGAGUGGACUACUGAAAGUGGUAUCUGCCACUCUCUUAAUGAGGCCCGGAUGAGAAAAGAGUUGUAUUGGAAGCAAAGAGCCAGGGUCUCUUGGCUGAAGGAAGGUGAUAAAUGUUCUAAGUUCUUUUUUCUUUCGGAGACUAUUAGAGGAAGAAGGAAUGUCAUUGAGAGCAUCCUGAAUAAAGGCAAUAUGUGGAUCACCAAAAGAGAGUUAAUUGACAAUGAAUUUAUGGAAUUCUUUAAAGGAAUUUUUAUAGGGACGAACAUUGGUCACGACCUUAAUUGCAACUACUUAAUCCAGGAUAAAAUCUCUUAG
Molecule: messenger RNA, 804 nt
Organism: Cannabis sativa
Lineage: Eukaryota; Viridiplantae; Streptophyta; Magnoliopsida; Rosales; Cannabaceae
Exons: 4
Coding region: 1-804 (267 amino acids)
Source: RefSeq, a predicted model, not a curated record